AGACCUAUCAGUCAAGUAUCCAACAACAAAGAAAACAAUCCGAGCGAAGAAGUAGACGGAUAAAAAUUGAAAGUAGAAGAAGAAGAAGACGUUCAGAAGAAGAGUGAAAUGGCGGCGCCAGCGGAAAGGAUGGAGGUUUCUCAGGGAGAGAGCUCUGCCAAGCCAGCAGCUGAAGAUAUGACAUCAAAGGACUACUACUUUGACUCAUAUGCCCACUUUGGAAUUCAUGAGGAGAUGCUCAAAGAUGAGGUGCGCACUCUGACCUAUCGCAAUUCCAUGUUUCACAACAAGCAUCUAUUCAAGGACAAGGUUGUGUUGGAUGUUGGCAGUGGAACUGGAAUCCUCUGCAUGUUUGCUGCUAAAGCUGGAGCCAAGAAAGUCAUUGGGAUUGAGUGCAGCAGCAUCUCAGACUAUGCUGUGAAAAUUGUAAAGGCAAACAACCUGGAUGAUGUCAUAACCAUCAUUAAAGGGAAAGUGGAGGAGGUGGAGCUGCCGGUUGAUGGAGUUGAUAUCAUCAUAUCAGAGUGGAUGGGCUACUGUCUCUUUUAUGAAUCGAUGCUCAACACAGUUAUAUAUGCCAGGGACAAAUGGCUGAAACCGGAUGGGCUGAUUUUCCCUGAUCGAGCCACAUUGUACGUCACUGCCAUCGAAGACAGGCAGUACAAGGACUACAAAAUCCACUGGUGGGAGAAUGUGUAUGGUUUUGAUAUGUCCUGCAUUAAGGAGGUAGCCAUUAAGGAGCCCCUGGUGGAUGUGGUGGAUCCCAAGCAGCUGGUUAGCAACUCCUGUCUCAUCAGGGAGGUUGACAUCUACACAGUGAAAGCUGAGGACCUAACCUUCACCUCGCCGUUCUGCCUCCAAGUGAAAAGAAACGACUACAUCCACGCGCUGGUCACCUACUUCAACAUCGAGUUCACCCGCUGUCACAAGAGGAUCGGCUUCUCCACCAGUCCAGAGUCUCCUUAUACCCAUUGGAAGCAGACUGUCUUUUACCUAGACGAUUACCUUACCGUGAAGACUGGAGAGGAGAUCUUUGGCACAAUUGGCAUGAAGCCAAAUGUAAAGAACAACCGAGACCUGGACUUCACCGUGGACAUCGACUUCAGGGGUCAGCUGUGUGAGAUGUCAAAGACUUUGGAGUACAGGAUGCGCUAGAAGUUUCCUCCACGUCGUCUUUAGUACCGAGCCGUUUAAUACCCGAGUGUACAUUAGUUUCUACUCCCCCCACGCUAACAUUUUAAACACAUGUUUUUUUGAUUAUUUUCUUAUUCAGACAUUAAAAGUAUUUGCAAAUCUUUUUCUCAUCUUCCAAGAUUUAAAUGUGUCGGGUGUGGUUAUUGUACUGUAUACACGCAAGGUGUUUAAAUGUAUGUGGUGUUUGUGCUCGACAUCUUGCUGGAUUUGCUUUUGGACUCUUGUUCUCGCAUGUGCAGCAUUCAUGUCCAUUAAAAAAAGGUCACUGGCCGCUGUUUAAAGAUAAUGUUAGUGUUUGUCAAAUGUCUCUCGCUUAACACGUAAUACGGGCUUAUCAAAACUUGGGUUGAUUAUUAAUUUAUUAUUCUGAGGAUCAAGUUGUCAAAGACAUUUCCAUCCAGUGGAUUAGUCUGGGCCAAUUCUUAAUAUCUGAUUAAUUAAUUCUUAACGAUUAACUGUUUUUUGUCAGGAGAAUCAAUAGAGAAGUAACUGCAAAAACUCAAGUUAUUUUAGAUCCAUUAAAAUGGAUUUGGUAUAUACUAUAAAUGCAUCCUUUACUUUUUUUUGUACAAAUGGGAUAUUUAAUGCUGGUAAGAAUUAUUUUAGAAUCCC
Molecule: messenger RNA, 1806 nt
Organism: Menidia menidia (Atlantic silverside)
Lineage: Eukaryota; Metazoa; Chordata; Actinopteri; Atheriniformes; Atherinopsidae
Source: the annotation of a GenBank genome assembly